This is a messenger RNA of Trichomycterus rosablanca, 1682 nucleotides long. RefSeq names its product Pim proto-oncogene, serine/threonine kinase, related 179 (gene pimr179). Gene Ontology annotation, cellular component: cytoplasm. The record is from RefSeq and is a predicted model, not a curated record. Bases 1 to 1554 code for a protein of 517 amino acids. Gene Ontology annotation, biological process: negative regulation of apoptotic process; protein autophosphorylation; regulation of mitotic cell cycle. Lineage: Eukaryota; Metazoa; Chordata; Actinopteri; Siluriformes; Trichomycteridae. Gene Ontology annotation, molecular function: protein serine/threonine kinase activity; ATP binding. The transcript has 13 exons.
AUGGCCGGUACACGGGAGAGAUGUGCUACCCAACGAGCCUCUGUAAUGCAGAGAUUUUUGGCUCGGGUGUUUAGAUGUAGGAGAAAUAAUCGACUUCACCCUAUAACGACUCCUCAGGAGGUUGUUGGUGGUGCCGCCACAUUGGAAAAAAAUGUGGAGAACCGGGUUAUUAUGGAAGGUUAUUUGUUCAAGAGGGCCAGUAAUGUCUUUAAAACAUGGAACAGGUGCUGGUUUAUUAUUCAGAACAACCAGCUAGUGUAUAAGAAGAAGUUUAAGCGUAACCCCACUGUGGUGAUAGAAGAUCUGCGCCUGUGCACGGUUAAACAGUGUGAGAACAAGAGGCGCCAUUUUUGCUUUCAGGUGGUUUCACCUACAAAGACCUGUAUGUUGCAGGCUGAUUCAGAGGAGAACAGACAGUCCUGGAUCACAGCCAUACAGAACAUCAGUGCAAACACUGAUGACAAAAAAGAUGAAUCAGAGAUGCUGAACAAGUUGUCAUCAUCCAGUAAAACAUCAGUGUCAGAUCACAUCACUAAGCUAUUAGAUCAGGUCCUGGAUUUGAGUGACCAGCACAAACAGUUAAGAAGCUCCUCUGAAUCACGAACAUUAAGAGAUUCACAGACGGGAUACGAAGCAUCAGAGGAACCGACCACCAGCACUACCUCCAGCAACCCAAACCACACUGCUGGUGUGGACAGAAGGAGUACAGAAACACACUCCGUCCAGAGGACCUGCUCUGCUUCUGAAGGAGGCUGUGCUGCUGUUUAUGCUGGAUUUUGUAAGGCAGAUGGAAAACAGGUUGCUAUUAAGUAUGUGAGAAAGGAAACCGCUUUCAGAUUCAUCACCAUUCCUGGUGAGACAGACAGUCUUCCUGUAGAGGUGGCAUUAAUGCAAAUGGUGUGUAAGCCACCUCGCUGCAGACAUGUGCUGGAGCUUUUGGAAUGGUUCGAUACACCAGAGCACUACCUCUUGAUCCUGGAGCGACCAGUCCCCUGCAUGGAUCUAUUUGAUUACCGUCAAGGUGACUCACUGCCUGAACCAGUCGCUAAAAUCGUCAUGUGGCAGGUGGUUUUGGCUGCUCGUCACUGCCGUGAUCGCGGAGUUCUGCAUCGGGACAUCAAGGAGGAGAAUCUUCUCAUAAAUACAGAAACUUUGGAGGUGAAGCUGAUUGACUUUGGCUGUGGUGACUUGCUCAGGUCCACCCCUUACAGAAGAUAUUCAGGCACAACAGAAUACUGUCCACCUGAGUGGAUGAAGAAAGGUAAGUAUUGUGCUUGUCAUGUGACAGUGUGGAGUCUGGGUAUUCUUCUGUUUCUUUUAGUUUGUGGAGAGGUGCCAUUCUGCAGCAGAAGUGAGAUUGUUAAAGGACACCUGAGCUUCACACCUGAUGUGUCUCACUUGAAAACAGAAGAGAUCCAGAGAAUCAUCCCUGAACUUCAGAUAACCAGAAUUCCUCACCUAAAUACCUGGCAGGAGAAGAAGCAGCCGUAUUACAUCAGUGAGCCACCACAGCAUUUUACAAUGAAGAACGAGCAUUCCUGCAACAGAGCCUGAACAACUUCUAACCAGUGUGGACACAAUUAAUCAAAAACAUUCUAUAUUUAAUUCAGACAUUUUACUGGAUGUAUCUACUGUAUAUGUGUCACUCAUUGUUGAUAUGUAUUAUAUACGUAUUAAUAAAC